AUGGGUUCCGGAAACUAUGCAAAAGUUUGCAAACAAAUUGUAAGCAAUUAUGAUAACCUAGAAGAUAGUCACAAAGAGUUUUGUAAGAAACUUGUGAGAAAUUUAGGGUGUUAUAAUUUUGGUAAUAAAUAUAACGAUCCUUCACAUGAACAUUGUCAUAUUUUAUACAACUGGAUAUAUAAUAAAAAAGAGGAAUAUAAAAAUUUAGAUGAAAUUAUUACCAAAUGUUUUAAUAAUUGUAUUGAUUUAAAGGAUCGCAUAAAAGAUAAACUUAAAUGCUCUUAUGAUUUAUACAACAAUUUUUAUAAAGAUCCAAUGAAAAUGACCAUAUUAGACAUUUUUAAUAAUAAUAUGGAAAGUAUUAUAAGAAAAUUAAUAGAUGAAUACGAUAACGAUGAUAGUCCCGCACGAAACUUUGUAUGUGAAUACGCUAAUAUAUAUAAUGAAAUGUAUGAGAAUUACUGUAAUAAUGAAAAGAAAUCGGAUACAUAUCACCAAGAUACAUGCAACAUGUUAAACAGUUUUAGGUAUUCAUAUAUGCAAUUUUUUUACAAUAAUAAUAAUAUAGUCAAAAAAUAUAAAAUACCAUCCUUAUUUAAUUUAGAAAAUGAAUAUUCCUAUAAGUGUACAUCGUCACCAAAAACAUUAGAAAGAGUUACUCUUAGUCAAGGAAAUAAAGAAACAUCUUCACCUUCAAAUAAUGAUCAUAGUAGGAAUACAGAUGCAUUUACACCUUCAAUGAGAGUUCCUAAUAACAUUACACCUAGCUAUUCAAUUUCAACAGAAAGUUUUGUUCAAAAUGAAGAAAGAUCAUUACAAUCCAGUGAAUUUAUUCAGGAAAUUCCAGCUAUUGUUACCAUGGCUGAUGAAAAUCAUAGAACAUAUAGUUCUGGCUCGAUAAGUACAACAGAAGCUCUUGGUACCGAGACUGAUGAAGAUCAUAGCGCAGAUAGUUCUGUCCCGUCAAGUACAACAGCCGCUGCUGGUACUGAGGCUAAUGAAUCUCAUAGCACAGGUAGUUCUGGUCGGUCAAGCACAACAACAGCUCUUUCUACCGUGGCUGCAGUAUCUUCGGCAUUAGCUUUAUUAUAUAAGGUAUAA
Molecule: messenger RNA, 1101 nt
Organism: Plasmodium cynomolgi strain B
Lineage: Eukaryota; Apicomplexa; Aconoidasida; Haemosporida; Plasmodiidae
Exons: 2
Coding region: 1-1101 (366 amino acids)
Source: RefSeq, a predicted model, not a curated record